UGGGCUAGCGAAAACGAAAUUGUUGAUACCUUUAUACAAGACACACAACUUUCAGCUACCACAAAAUUUAGUUUCUUAGAGUGGAUUCCUUACUCCGCAUUAACUAAUAUUGAAUUUAUAACUAAAGGUGGAUUUUGUGAUGUGUUUUCUACAAAUUGGGUUGAUGGACCGAGGACAAAAUGGAACACCGAAAAGAUUGGGAAAGAUAUCCGAACGUUGACGUCACUUUGA
Messenger RNA from Racocetra persica, 231 nucleotides. NCBI's taxonomy places the organism in Eukaryota, Fungi, Glomeromycota, Glomeromycetes, Diversisporales, Gigasporaceae. The record is from the annotation of a GenBank genome assembly.